Molecule: messenger RNA, 15089 nt
Organism: Brassica rapa (field mustard)
Lineage: Eukaryota; Viridiplantae; Streptophyta; Magnoliopsida; Brassicales; Brassicaceae
Source: RefSeq, a predicted model, not a curated record
CAACAAACUCCUUGCCAUGUCAUCACUAAUGAACAAAAUUUAUAACUUGCUUUAUGAGACUGUUCAUGUUCUUCUUCAUCUUAGUUAUCUAUCGUCUUCAUCUUUCUCAGCUGGUUAUGGAUCCGGUAAUUAUUGUUUCCGGUACGUGGAUUAAAAAAAACAAAUAUGUAUUCAACGUCGACAGUAGAGGGUGUAAAUUUCUUCAUUUAGAUGAGAAAACAACACAUGAAGAUUUCGAAAAGUCUGUUCUCGAAGAUUACGGAUUGAAUGAUUUGAAGGAUCAUAUUCAGCUUAGCUACAUGUUCUCGAAUAAAGCAUUAAAAACGAUGGCGCACGACACUCCACCAGUUUACAUGUCCAAUACUCGGCAAUUGCAAGGUUUUCUAAGCCUGAAGAAAAUCGAAAGACUACGUCUCUGUGUGGAGAUUACGGAGAACAAAGCAAGCGAGAAGAGUAAAACAUUGUUGAGCUUUGGCUCAGAAGUAGAAGCAGAAGCUUCAGUAGUUGAGUCCAGAGACGAAAAUUACAGUGGGAGUUACGAUGGUUGCAGUCUGGAGAAGGAACAAGAGGAUAAUGAGAAUGACUGCUCUAGUAAUGUCGAAGGAGAAAAACAUGACGUAGUCGGAGAAGAUGAAAUAGGCAAAGAAAACGAAGAAGAUGAUGAAUUUGAAAGCCGAUUUGAUAUGUUCGACGAUUCAGACGGUGCGUCAUCUGAAUAUGAUAACUUCAGCUCAUAUGGUGAGUCUCCUACAGAUGACGAAGAUUCACCAACGCUACCUCCCAAGAAGAGAUAUCAGAACCUCUCGAUGAGCAGAUCUAAAGGGAAUCUGGAGGUUCUUAGUUUGGAGAUGUCGUCGAUAGACAUUGCGGUAGGUCAACGUUACGAUAGUAAAGACGAUUUGGAGAGACGACUGAAACUUCUUACAGUGAGGUAUAAAUUUGAUUUUGAUGUAGAAACAUCAACCCCGACAUCAUACGUUUUUAAGUGUUGGGUUGAUGGAUGUUUCUGGAGAGUUUGUGCUUCUACCCAAGAAGAAUCCAAGGCGUUUUUUGUUCGUAUUUACGAUUCGAAGCAUACAUGUUCCUGCACAGAGCGUUCUAAUCGAUCUCGACAAGCAACACCAGAUAUUUUAGGUAUGUUGUACAAGAACUUUCUCGGCGACGUUGGUCCGGCCGUUCGCCCUACGGGCGUCGGAAUAGCUAUCACUAAGCAGUUUGGUAUAAAGGUAAUUACUUUGUUGUGGCUAAGUUAUUUUCAACGUCACGGCUGAUUAAUGUCAAAUGUACAGGCUGACAUAAUCAUACAAUUCGGCUAGGUUACUAUAUAUUUAGAUGCGGCCGAGUUAUAGUAAAAUAGGGUUGAGUUAUUCAGUACGUUAUGGCUGUCUUAAUUAUUUGAUGUGGCUGAGUAAUGAGGAUCGUUUUUUUCAUGUGAACAGAUGGAUUAUUGGAAAUCACACCGGACGUUGAAAUUUGCAAGGGAAAUCGAUGAGGGAACACCUGAGUGUGGGUUUGAAAGCUUGCCUUCUUACUUAUACAUGAUAAGAAGGGCAAAUCGGUGUACAGUUACGCGUCUUCAAAUCGAUGAGCUUGGAAGAUUCAUGUAUGUGUUUCUUGUCUUUGGUGCGAGCGUUAGUGGGUUUCCUUUCAUGCGCAAAGUUGUUGUAGUCGACGGUACGUUUCUCAAUGGUAAAUACAAAGGGAGGCUACUCACAGCACUAGCUCAGGACGGUAACUUCCAGAUUUUUUCCAAUAGCCUUCGCAAUGGUUGACACAAAAAAAGAUGAUUCGUGGCAUUGGUUUUUUACGCAACUAAAACUUCUGAUUCCUGACGACGAGGGUCUUGCGAUAAUCUCGGACAGGCAUAACUCGAUAGGAAAAGCAAUUAGAAAUGUGUAUCCGUUGGCUGCUCGGGGAAUAUGCACCUACCAUUUAUAUAAGAACAUAUUGGGACGGUACAAAGGAAAAGAAGCAUUCCGUCUGGUGAAGAAAGCGGCAAGAUGUUUUAGGAUGUCUCACUUUACACCGAUUUUCGAGGAGAUUGAAGCGAUUCAUCCUGCACUCCACGGCUACCUCCAAAGAGCUGAUGUCCGCCUGUGGACGCGUGUUCAUUUGCCGGGCGAGAGGUACAAUUUGAUGACUACAAACAUAGCGGAAUCAAUGAACAGAGCAUUGUCACAUGCAAGAGGUCUAAACAUUGUUCGAAUAUUAAAAUCGAUACGGGUUAUGAUGACCAGAUGGUUUGCUGAACGGAGAGAGGAUGCCAGAUCGCAGCCAACGACGCUUACAUGUGGCGUCGAGAAACUACUACAUGUAAGUCAGUCGUAACAGUAAAAAUAAGUGCCAUUUCAUAAAAUUCUCAAGUCAGCCGUUUCAUAAAAUUCAUAAGACAGCCAUUAUAAUUAUUAAAUCAGCCAUAAUAUGUAAUAACUCAGUCGUUUCAUAUUUAUUAAUAGGGUCGUGUAACUGCCGCCAGAGAAUUGACGGUCCAAAGGAUUGAUGAUCAUCACACUGAAGUUAAAUAUGGAUCUUCUAGCGAGUCUUUGAAUGUUGUUAAUUUGGUAGAGCGAAAGUGCACAUGUCGGCGUUUCGAACGCGAGAAAUUACCAUGUGUACACGUAAUCGCAGCUGCGGAGUACAACAAUGUUUGUCGUAUAUCCCUGUGCAGUCCGUACUAUAACAGUGAAUAUUUGGUGAGCGCAUACGCUGAAUCUAUCAUGCCGGCUGACGAAGCAGAAAUCGUGGCAGACCAACCGUGCUUGCCCCCGUAUAUUCGUCAACAACCAGGAAGACCUAAGAAAAAUAGGAUGAAAUAUGCUUUAGAAGUUGCACUUCAAAACAAACGUCCUAGGAAAGAACACACAUGUUCUCGAUGUAGACAUAGUGGCCAUAAUGCGAAAACUUGUCAGAUUUAAGCAAGUGUUGUAUGGAUUUUCAUGUUUUUGAAUUACGGCUGGGUUUUUGUUUUCACUUAUAUAUAUUCAGCUGGAUUAGAGAUUUUCAUUUAUUUGAAUUACGGCUGGGUUCUUGUUUUCACUUAUAUAUUACAGCUGGAUUAGGGAUUUUCAUGUAUUUGAAUUACGGCUGGGUUCUUGUUUUCACUCAUAAUUCACGCCCAAAAUUCCAAACGUCGCGAAGUAAAUAACCGGCUUCUCUUAUAAAUAAGGCAUUUCUCGAACGGAUGUAUAUGUUCAUCUCUCUAUUUUUUACACAACUUCUCUCUCUAUCUAAAUGGAAUAUUUCCCUCUUCUUGAAUUGUCUGAAGAAAUUCAGGCGUUGGUGGUUGAACGUGUGGCCCGUAACUCCUUCCAAGAUCUCUAUGGCCUCAAAGCAUCGUCCAAGUCGAUGAAAGCGUUAGCAGAGUGGCGUGGUGUAUACUAUUUUUACGAUGUGUUAUCCGUUCCCUGGGAACUCAAUAUGCAUUCGCAGUUGUUGAAAUCUUGCUACACUGAGGGAAAUUUAAGCACACUUUAUAUAAAGGGUGUACAAUUCUACUUCACAUUCGGCCGUCACGAAGAAGGCAUUACUCUCAUGAAGCGUGCUGUGUAUACACACGCAAUUACUCAAGCAAUCUUUUUGUGUGAUGCACAGUAUUUUCACGGUAUUCCAAGAGAAUGGGUUCAGAGGAUAGGGAAACUAGUGCGAUCUGUGAAAUGGGGAUGGGGUUUGUGGCAUUCUGACGAGUUCCGCCAAAAUAGGGCGCUGUUCAUUUCAAAGUUUGUUAUGUCGUUCUACAGAUGCCAAUGUGCAACACAUGUGUAGCGACAAUGUCUCUGCUUGUGGCACCUUGAUACAACUAAGGAUGACAACAUGUGUGAGUGCUGUUUUUGUGGAUCAAAGAGGUUGGCUUGUUUUUUUGUGAUUUUAAACCGAUAAGCGUUAUCAGGGACACAAGAAAGUGGUGAAAAUGUAAUCUAUUGGUACCUUAUUAUUUUAAGUUCUGUGCUAUUUUUUUUUUAAGUUCAAAUGAAUGUAAUGAAGGCUUGGUUAUUGUUUCUUUUGGCUGAUUUAUUGUUCAAUUACGGCUGCAUUACUGUUUUAUCACGGAUGAUUUAUUAUGUAUUAAACACUUGAAAAAAAUAGGUUCAUUUACGUGCGUUGCAAAACGUUCAGAUUUCUUAGUUUACGUGCAGACAUGUAAAACGUCAAUUACAAACCAACAGAUGGAGUAAUAAUUAGCAUCGAUAUUCUCAUAUCGUUGGCUGAGUUAAAGUAAUAAUUAGCCUCGAUAUUUUAAACACGCGCCACCAUUAAUCGACAACUUAGUCAAAUCAAGCAAGUGGAAACGUCCCAUUAAUAAUGAAAGUGGGUGAGUGAUAAUGUUCGUUGUGGUAUAAACAAUGAUGAGUUAACUGAGUUUCUUUACACUUUACGGCUGAGUUACUUUACACUUUACAACUGAGUUACUUUAUACAUAACGGCCGAGUUACUUAACAACUGAGUUACUUUAUACAUAACGGCUGAGUUACUAUAAUACGUUAAGUCUGAGUUAUAUUAAUCGUAGGCUGACUUACAAAACAUUACUAGACAAAGUAGUAGUAGUAGCAAAGUAACGACAUUCCAACCCCACAAACAAACACAUUCCUCAAACACCGACCCUGACUCAUACAUUCUUCUCCUUUUCCCCCAGACGCCGUCUUCAUUACUUCAAUCUCUUUCUGCAACAGAGCAACGUUAACUCUGAAUUCCGAGAUGUCUUUGUUCAUGCCACUUAUCAGUGACUUAAUAUCAUCAACCUCUUCAACCAAACACUCAUCCGCCCAUUUGAAUAAAUGUCUCUGUUUCCACAAUAUAAUCAGAUCUAAGUACUACGUAACAGAACAUGCGAAAUAAAAACCAAAACGAACCUUAUUAUAUCCUUUUCCGCCGCAAUAAUACAAUCUUCCUGGAUUUGUAAAGGUUCCAGAUGUAGAAAUGUAACAGGGUUCACCACACCAACACUGUUUCGGCGUUUCUCUUUCCACGUUCGAACGGCGUCUGUAAGAAUUUCUUGAAACGGCCGAUAAAGAAGACAUUUUUAUUCUCAAAACAAUUUCAGAAACGAAACAGAAUAACAUGGAAUUAGGGUGAGAAAGACGACAUGAUGAAACAGCAUCGUUUCCACACGCGCCAUAAUUAAAAUAUUAUUUAAAUGUGUCGAUAUUGUAAAUUCCUCGACUACCCCGUCAGAGUGUUAAUAAUUAGCCUCGAUAUUAGGUUUGAGCCGUAUUUUCCACAGGCGCCAUAAUUAAUCGACAACUCAGUCCAAUCAAGCAAGUGGAAACGUCACAUUACAUUAGAAAUGUAUUAUAUUAACAUUCACAGCUGGGUUUUCCGUUUUACAAUGGCUAAAUUAUGAUUAAUUUAUUUACGGCUGAGUUUCGGUCACUUAUUGCUGGGUUUAUCGUAAACUAAAAUUCACAACUGAGUUACCUUAUACGUUUUGGCUGAGUUAUUAUAAAGAUACGGCUGAAUUAAACAAACACAUUAUGACUAGGUUAUAGGACUUAAUAUACAAGAAAUACGAAUUCGACAUGUUUACAUUCAGGAACCGAAAUUAGCAGAUUCUCAAAACAAUAUUAGAAACGAAAUGGAAUUACAUGGAAUUAGGGUGAGAAAGACGACAUGAUGAAACGGCAUCGUUUCCACACGCGCCAUAAUUAAAUUAUAUUUAAAUGUGUCGGUAUUGUAAAUCUCUCGACACAUGCGUCAGAGAGUGUUAAUAAUUAGCCUCGAUAUUAGGUUUGAGCCAUAUUUUCCACAUGCGCCAUAAUUAAUCGACAACUCAGUCCAAUCAAGCAAGUGGAAACGUCACAUUAGAAAUUUAUUAUAUUAACAUUCACAGCUGGGUUUUUCCGUUUUACAAUGGCUGAAUUAUGAUUAAUUUAUUUACGGCUGAGUUUCGGUCACUUAUGGCUGGGUUUAUUGUAAACUAACAUUCACAACUGAGUUACAUUAUACGUUUUGGCUGAGUUAUUAUAAAUACGGCUGAAUUAAACAAACACAUUAUGACUGGGUUAUAGUACUUAAUAUACAAGAAAUAUGAAUUCGACAUGUUUACAUUCAGGAACCGAAAUUAGCAGAUUUAAAAUACAUACAAGGCAUCACUUUCAGAAACCAAAAUUGUCAGGACCAAACUCUUCAAAUAUGUGGAAGAGAUCACACCAGACUCUUGUUAACAUCCACGGAGGCUUGUCGCCUCCGAUUGCCCAAGUUCUCUUCAAAUAGUGCAUCUGGCAACGAAAUAUCGUUCUGGCCACAAGAUUAAAAUGUGUCCAAACUGUCAAAUUAUGCCUUCGAAUCCACGUGUUUCUUACAGCGAGUUGAAGAAACCAGCGUUCCUUAAAAUGAUCGGAAUUGCGCGGUAUGUCGGCCAAUCAUGAACCAAGCAUUCUGCAAGAAUCGACGGGAUGACGAGAGAGAGAUCACUUAAAAAUUUGAACCAGAUAGUACUUGUUGUGUCAAGUAAUUCACCCGGACCAGGGUAUAGAAGAGGGAGGUUUUCACGAUUUGCAGAGCUUAGUAUCGCAUUGACACUGUUCUCUAACAUCGUCAAAUAACCAGGAACAAUCGGCAUAACUUUUGACGGGGAUAGAGAGUUUUUGUUUAGUUUUUUUUUAGAGAGAGAAAGUUGUAAGAGAGGAGACAAUAUAUAGAGAGGUACAUAACGUCAAACGUCUCGAGUUAAAAUUUCCCAAGAAACAGUUAUCUUUUUCCCGCCAAACGUCAGGAUGAAGUUACACUUUACGGCUGUGUUACAUACCACAUUUACGGCUGACUUAGUAAAUGGGUUUAGGGUUUAGGGUUGCUUAUUUAGGGUUUCGGUUUGCUUUUUGGGGUGUUUAAGUUUGGGAUUUGGAUUUUAUGGUGCAAGAAUAGUUAUAAAAACACAAAUUCAUGAUAAAUAACACAAUAAUAGUUUAUUAGUUUUGAAUUAUGCUCACAUCUCAUAUGUAUCAGUUAAGUUUAUGAGUAAUUGUAAGACAACAUAUACCUCAAGAUCAUGAUUGAUUCUAAACUCGUAUAGAUUCAAUAAAGAAGACACAUUCAGUUGAUUAUAUAUUCAAUUCAGAUAUAUAAUUGGAGUUUCAAUUUAACAUUUUAAAGUAUAAACAUUUUUUUUUGAUUAAUGGGUAUGUUUGAGGUAUGCUUGAGUUAUCAUAUCUUUUUAUAUAUCUAUGUUACGAUUAUAGGGUAUGUUUUGGGUAAGGCUGAGUUACGUAUAUACGACACGGCAGGGUUAUAAAAACGCUAAGACUGAGUCAAAUUUUAUAAUAACAACAUAAGUCAAGUAAAAAAUAACAACAUAAGUUCAUCAUAAAACAACAACAACAAAAGUUAAGUACACCAAGCGCUAGACAUUUGAAUAUUUCCUCCUUCAGCGAGGAUAUCUGCUGCCAUCUUCAUCCGUAAACCUUGAAUAUUUUGAUCGUUUAUCCCAUCAAACGUUACACCAAGCGCUAGACACUCCACAAACUUCAACGAAUACACCCCACAAUCGCCAAUCUGGGUGUUUUGUGGAGUGUAUUUUUUGCUCCUCCUUCUGAAUGAGAACUUCUUCCUGCUAAUGGGUCUGAUAUUGGCAGGAAUAUGUACACUCAACAUAGCGGGAAUCAUGUGCGUCAGCGGUUUAAAUGAAUUCAGAAUUCUCUGCUGAAUUUCGGGUGUUACCUCACCAAAGAUUGGAUCGUAGCAAUCAAUCUUCUCCUUCUUCAGAUCCACGUGAUACGUAACCCAGUGAUUUCUGCCGGUUUGAAGAUAUCCGUACAAGUGAUCCACAUCAUCAUACCACCUCAAGUUUGUUCGACAAUGAUUGGGAAUCCUACCAUUUAUCAUAACUUCAUAACCAUUGCCUUUGAACAUGAACAUUGUGGGUUUCAUCUUGAACUGACCGUAAUCGUGAAUCAAAGAACUUUGCCACCAACCGUCAACGAAGGCAAUCCGCUUGGACCAAAAUGGAGUGGGCUCUCGCAUGGACCUUUUAAUGAGGACGUUCAUAUACGCCACAAUAUGCUACAUAAAUAAUAUGAACAAGUCAGUCGUAAUCAAAUAUAUAACUCAGCCGUUAUAUAAUAAAAGAAUAUAUAACUCAGCGUUAUAUAAUAAAAUAAUAUAUAACUCAGCCGUAAAAAUUAGAUAACACAGCCUUAAUAAAAUAAAAUAAUAUAUAACUCAGCCAUUAUAAAGACUUACAUUAUCAAACACCCAUCCAUACUCAGUCUCCGGCCACGGUCUCUCAUGGAUGAGUAUGCUGUAGAAGUCACUUUCAUGAUCAGCUGUUAGUACUUCUUUUUUACCUGGUGGUGCUGGUGGUUUGGGUGGAAUUGCCUUGAUGUGUUGCAUAAGUUUCUCCAAUAGCGCCGGAUAAUCAGGUGCUAGAGGGUCAUAUAUUGCUGAUGAAGGAGUAACAUUCUUCCUCAUACACGUCGUUCCAUCAUGUCCUACCGUCGGAAAAUCAAAUGAUGAAGAAACUGCCGUCGUUGACAACCCUUUUGAAGUUAACUGAACAUAUUUCUCCCAGAAUUCCUUAAUUAUGGCAGAUCUAACCAAUUCAGAAUUCUCGACAUCAGACUCCGGCGCGAAUUCGUUCUGUUCUACAACAACUUCAUCAGUUAUAUCAGCCAAUGAACUAUCCUCUACAUCAGGUUGUACAUUGCAUCUUGUUACACCGUCACGCGGUGGAGUCACCUUUUUGUACUUUGACCUAGCCUGGCUUUGCUUCUUUAGCUCAGCCACUUUUUUCUUAGCCUCAGCCACUUUUUUCUUAGCUGCGGCCACUGUUUUCUUAGCUUCAGCCUCUUUUUUCUUUUCCUCAGCAGCUUUUUUCUUAGCCUCAGCCUUCUCCUUCCUCUUAAACGCAGCAUCUGCCUGCGCUGUUUUUUUCUUCUCAUCGGCUUCCUCACCCUUAACAAUACGCGUGCGCCUGCAGCCGCGUCCAUAGGCUGGAUCCUUAGCAGCCUUAUCAUCCUUAGUAGACUUAUCAUCCUUAGUAGCCUAUGCAGGAGAAAUUACUAGGAAAUCAAGAGGCCGCAUAUCAAUAUCUUUAUCGACACUACCAAACUCCUCAUCCAAAUCCCUUUUCACCCCUGAUUCCUUUUCAAGCUCCUUGGCCAAAUUCUUUUUCGGUCGAGGAGCCGCAUCUACUAACGCUGGACUAUUGACAGACUUCUGAUGCGUUCGAACCACCGGUGAUGCCUUCGAUAAUGGUGGAGAGGGGUUUGAUAAUGGUGGAGAGGGGUUAUCAUGGUUUUCGGGAAUUUUCCUAAUCCCCAGAUCUUUCAGACGCUCCUCCAGUAAAGCAUUCACCCUGUCAUCAAUGGUCUUUUGGUCCAUCAAUGGUAUGUUCCGGUCUAACUCGUAAGCUUCCAACCGUGAGUCAACAUGAUCAAAUUUUCUGGAAAUAAUAUCCAGAGUAUUCACAAUGGUCGUUAGAGUCGUUUUGUUCUCCAACUCCAACUCUUUGCUACCUUCCUUCUCGCUAGAACCCUUUCCCGCUGCAUCAGCUUCAGACUCAUUUCCCGCUGCAUCAGCUUCAGACUCAUUCUGUGUCUUAACUUUCUUCUGCUUCUUAGUGGGUGGCUCAGCUUCUGACAAAACUCCACCCUUCAUUCUCUUCUUCUCAUUCCCCUUCCCCUUCACCUUCCCCUUCCCCUUUGCAUUCCCCUGCACUUCCCACAAACCUUUUACAAAUCUACCUGAAUGUAUGUCUGUUAUCAACCUAACGAGUUGUGGGUGUCAUCUUCACCCGGCCAAAUAGGAAACAUCUCUUCAAUUGAGUCCUUCAAAACUAUUCUCCUCACACGCACCUGCAACACCAGGUUAUAACAAAACUCAGCCUCCAAACUAACACAAAACUCAGCCAUCAACUAAAAUAAUUCAGCCGUCAUUUAACACAUAACUCAGGCAUCAAUUAACAUAAUUCAGCCGUAAUUUAAUACAUAACUCAGCCAUUAAGUAAGUACGAACUCAGCCAUCAAAUAAAUUAAUUCAGCGUUAAAUCUUACCUCGCCAUGCUUUUCGAUUUCGGAAGACAACAACUUAUCAAAGCUUGCACGUGUACACUUUCCACCCCAUCGCAAAAGCGGAACGUCUUCGUUAAUGAUCACUCUCCCAAAACUCUCACCGAAGCAUGUGACGGAUUCAUAAGCCCAAAUCAAUAAUGCGUCCUUCAUGCCGCUUAUUGUGUAUGAACCUCCAUCUGGAGCCAACGUUUUAAUAGAGUCAAUUAGAACUUCGUAUGCAGUCUGACUCCAUGGAUACGACCUCAUGGCUUCAUCGUAGAAUACCUUUAUUGCACUUUGAAAGGGUAUCCCUGAAUUGUGAUGCAAACAAUAGACUUCCAUGGCUUGAAGAAGUAGCAGCCCCAACCACUUGCGCUUUUCAAAACUCCAACGCGGACAGAACGCUAAUGCUGCCUUCAGUUCAUCUAACUUUGGUCCCAUCCCAAGUGGCACUUUCAACUCCCCCCAAAACUCGUUGUAUUGACUAGGAUCAAAUUUUUCUGUUGGCAAUGGACCUGUGUUUAGCCCAGUGAUCUCACCAAACUCGAGCAAGCUAAACCUGAUAGCCUCAUCAGCCACGAGACACCAUAUCUCCUUCUUUAUAACUCGCAGCUGUCUACACAGUAGAUAGUGCACGGUCCUACCAGACCACAUGCUUUUGCGUUCAGCUAGCCUAGCAACUACUCCAAUGGGAGAGUUCACCAGUUCUUCCCACACAUCAAGUCCUAUUGUUUCUCUAACGUGGGGGAAAUGCCCUGGAUGGAAAUUGUGAUUAAUCACUUUACCAUCUAGGUUAGAAGACCCUUCAGGGUAAAGUUUUGGUGGGUAAUCCCCUGAUUUAACUUCAGCAGCAUCCAUCUGAUCAUAUAAUCAAACAAUAAAAUCAGCUCCAACAAAACAGUAACUCAGCCGCAUCAUAAGAGUAACAAAAGCAUAACAUAACAUUACGUUAUUCACGACACAAAUAUAACUCAGCCAUAACAUAACCAUAACUCAGCCGCAGCAAAACCCUAACUCAGACGCAACGAAACCCCCAACAAAACAAAAUCACAGCCGCAACACAACCAUAUCUCAUUCGUAACCAUAUAUAAAUCAGAUAAAAUAUAAUACAUAACUGACCCACAAACUCAACAAAACACAAUAUAUAACGUCGCGAUAUCCUACCGGAAAGACGAACUCGUAGAUAGGAAUGCGGCGAAGAUGGCGGCAAAGAUGAUUUCUUAUAAACGAGUUCAGAAUUCUGUCGAUGACGAAGAGUGAGAGUAUCCUCGCGGAAGAGGAAGUUAACACAGACAAUGUCGACAGAGAGCUACUUCGACGAAGAGGAAGUUAACACAGACAAUGUCGAUGACGAAGAGUGGGAGAAGAGAUGGUUUUUUUUUUCUUCGACGGUUCCUUCUUCGAGACGAGAAAACAAUGUUCUUAGUUAGUUUUUUUUUUAAACUUCGAUUUAGUUAACUCAAGAGAAGAGACGGUUUAGUUUCUAUUGUGUUGGUGAUGUAUAAUUUUAAUUAGUGAUGUAGAUUAUAUGUUUAAAAAUAAUUUUAAUUUAAAAAAAUUAAGCAAAGACCCUUACAGUCAUUUACUAUGGGUGUCCAAACAUUCUAGUCAUUUUAAAAAGAUGUUCAACACUCUAGUAAUAAACCAACUUUUGUUAUACAUUCUAGUCAUUCGAAAAUUUGUCAAAAGACCAAAAACCUUAAAACAUCAACCUAAUUACAAACUCUACCAUUCAUACUUUAAACUUAAUCUUCUUCACUCUAUUACAAUUCUUAACUUAUGCAUCUCUCUUCUUCUCUCUAUUCUUUUUCUUCUCAAAUCUCUUCUCCUUCUCCUUCUCCUUCUUCCUCUUCAAAUCUCUCAAAAUCUCUUCUACAUUUUCUUUGAAUUUUCAUUGAUUUUUUGCUCCCCGUUAGAAAUAUGUUCUCUUCUCUUCUCCUUCUUGAAUCUCUUGUUUCUUCUUCUCAGAUAUGUUCUUCUUCUUCUUCGAAAUCUGUUUUCCUUCUCAGAUUUCAGAUCUCUUUUUCUUCAUUGAAAUAUUUUCGUCUUCUCAGAUUUCUUUUCUUCUUCAAAAUAUGUUCUCAUUCUCUCAGUUUUUCAACUUCUCUGCGAUUUCUUCUUUCUUUUUUAUUAGAAAAAAAAACCUAAAAAUCUUGAACUUUCAAAUUAAAGCUAAAAAAACCUUGAACUCAUGUUUGAACCAAAAAAAUAUUCCAACUUUCAAAUAUUGGUAAUUUUUACUCUCAUUUUUUGUUGACUAGGCCAUUUAAGAAACCAGAAAAAUCAAUUGUUAAACCUGUAAACGUUUGUUAACUCGCUAAACAUUGUCGUUUUAAAAACUGAUUAAACAUUAACGAAAUGAUGUUGUUUUACAUCUGUAAACAUUUAAAUCAUCCCCUCUUCCGCAAAACCUAAAUUUUCUAAUUCUCGAAUCUCUCAAUCUUCUAAUCUCCAAAAUCCAGAGCCAUUGAUAAUGCAAAGGAUGGUUAUGACGAUGGGGUUACUUGAUAUCACUCAAAUUACCAUAAGGAGUGAAUUACUCUUUCAAAUAAGAGGUUCAGAUGUAGUACUUAGGGAUCGAAUCUACUAGGAGCUAGAGAACAUAAUAAUUCUAAUCAUAUUUGUUAAGCUAGUUUGUUUAAUGUUUUUAAUGUAAAGUUGCAAGUUUUGUGAGCACGUAAUUGCUCGAUUGAUUGAUUGGGGGUUUUGGUGCUUAAAGGAAAUAGUUAGACUUAAGGUUUUUAUUCAGAAAAUUUAGAAUUAUAAUCCUAAAGAUGCUUAACAAGUUGCAUGCAUGAUAUCAUAGAGCUCAACACUUAAUAAAAAACCCUUAGACUUUCACUUUCUAGGUUUGUCUAUUGACCAGUGUCGAUCGAUUAUUCUAUAGGAAUUUCGAUAGAUAUACUUGUUGAAACGUCAACCGAUUAUUCUAUAGGAAUAUCGAUCGACGCGCUUGGUCAAGCGUUAAUGCAAUUGAAUAUGCUCACUAAGGUUACUAGAUCAGCUCUCGCUUAUUUUAGCAAGUCUUAGCUCAGUUAGAAUGGUUUCAGGAUGAGAUGAAAGUUAUCACUUAUAUCAAACAAUCCUAUGACAAUUUCUAGGUAGCUAAUCUAGAAUCAUGCAUUAAUGACAAUCCUAAAGAUUAAUAUCACAACUUAGCAAUCUAUAGUUGGGGCUAAUCUCUCAUAACCUAUUUAAACCAUAAGAUCUAACAAAAGAACUACUCAGACAUGGCUAUGCAAUUCAUAACAACAAUAAGGUAUAAAAACUACAUUAGAAUAAUAGAUAGAUAUUAAUGGAGUUCCAAUCACAAAUCUCUUUUGAUAUUCUCUCCAAUCUACUAAAAAUCCUAGAAAAUCUUUUCUGUCUAAAACAAUAAACAAGAAAGCACACUUUGCCUCUAACAUGUUGGCAAAGCUUAUAUAAUUAGGUUAAAACUCGUCAGGGAUAAUCUUGUAAAUUGGUGAAGACUUGGGCUCUAAGUCGGCUGAGGCCAAACGGGCUUUCUGCGCGCUUCGCUGUCGAUCGAUGUUAAGAUGUGAACAUCGAUCAAUUAUUCCUCUUCAAUAUCGACCGAUGGUCGAGCUCGAUGGUCAUCUUGGGUGCUUACUCCAAAUAUCUCCAAAAUGCUCUAAAAUCAUUAUUUUUUCCAAAUCACUCCUGAUCCUAUAAAUAUUUUAAAUAGACUCUAUAAUAUAAUAAUUAAUAGUUAAAAUACUUAUAAACCAUGAGUAAAAGUAGGUCAAAUCCAUGGUCUAUCAACUCCCCCAGACUUACCAUUUUGCUCGCCUCAAGCAAAACAAACAUGCAGUCUCUCUGAAAGAGGUUUGAAAACAGCAGGGACUCACAUGAUUUAAAACUUAGAAUCAUCACCUCUACAAUAUUGCAAUCCACAUCUAAGAAUUCCUAAUCACAAAAGCACAUUAUACCAUAUCCUAGCUUAGUAACAAAAUACACCUAGCUAACAACUUAGCAAAUCUUGUCCGACAUUCCCCUCUACCAACCUCAUUUCUUAGCAUAAAUAAAAGUGCAGGCUUUACCUUGGGAGUAUCGAUCACAUGAUGCAAUGAUUUUCAAACAAGUAUCUGGACCUGCAGGUAAACAUUAGUUCCUAUCCUCUCUCUCUACUAAUUUUCUCUCUUAGUCAAAUCUGCUUAUAUUUGCAAGAUCACUGACCAAGAUUGGACAUGCUUCCAUGAAUCAAACCUUAAUGGUCGGUGCCACCAAGUCCUGUUCACUUCUUUUUGACCUAUAUCCUAGGAUUAUUUGUGAAACAAGCCUUAAUGGUUGUAGCCACCAAGUCAUGUUCUAAUCCUUUACCUAUAGAAUUCUUAUGAAGCAAGCCUUAAUGGUUGUAGCCACCAAGUCCUGUUCAUAUUUCUUCCUAAUAAAUCUCUAAUAGAUAUGUAUAUAUAUAUAUAUAAUUUUUAUUUUUAUUUUUAAUAUCUCGAAAAUAGAGAGAGAGAGAGAGAGAGAGAGAGAGAGAGAGAGAGAGAGAGAGAGAGAGAGAGAGAGAGGAGAGAGAGAGAGAGGAGAGAGGAGAGAGAGAGAGAGACGAGAGAGAGGGUGAUAAAUAUAUAUACAUAAGGCUUUACCUUCCAGACUUGUUUGAAGAAUCCGAACCCAUGUAUACCAAGCUCCAAGACAAACAGCUGUGUCAAGUUUUAGUGUUGGAGGUCAGCUUUGGUUCCUUCAAACAAUCUCAGCAAGUUUAACAUAGUUGACAAGUUGAUCCACUUUAGUAUCUUUAGUACUAUCUGGUGCUAAAGAGUGGUUAGAUAACAAACAAAAAUCUAAUAAGUUCAUUAUCCCCUUCUUGACUUAAUAAAAACUUUAUGUUUGAAAAUAUUUUUAAAAUUCAUGAAUAAACUAACAUUAGUAAACCUUCCCAGACUUAAACUACACUGUCCCAAGUGUAAACUUAGUGGGAGUUAUGGUGAUAAUUAAAUCAUAAGUACUAUGGAAACCUAAAUUCCCACUGUCGAUUUCCGUUUAAAUAAGGAAACUAGGAAAACCCUAAUUUCCCAAAGGACCUGGAUAUCUGCUAAUAUCACAAGUCAAGCAAUAAGAACGCGAGAAAAACAACGAUAAAGUAUAAGAAAUCGAAAA